Molecule: messenger RNA, 1921 nt
Organism: Limulus polyphemus (Atlantic horseshoe crab)
Lineage: Eukaryota; Metazoa; Arthropoda; Merostomata; Xiphosura; Limulidae
Gene: AspRS
Product: aspartate--tRNA ligase, cytoplasmic-like
Exons: 15
Coding region: 218-1828 (536 amino acids)
Biological process (GO): aspartyl-tRNA aminoacylation
Cellular component (GO): aminoacyl-tRNA synthetase multienzyme complex; cytosol; cytoplasm
Molecular function (GO): aspartate-tRNA ligase activity; RNA binding; ATP binding
Source: RefSeq, a predicted model, not a curated record
GUUGGUUUAGAGUAGGGUACAAUUGUCUUGUUUUUCCUCAAUUUUCUAAAAACUUUUAUGUACCGUGAGAGGGCGACAACUUUUUCACACGUGUGGUAUAACCUUAUGUUAACUGACUGUGUGCGGCUAUUAUUUUUUUUGGAAGUACGUUCAAUAGAAAUUAAGUGGGGAAGCACCCGUUGUGUUUUUGGUUGUAUAACAUCUCAAAAACAUCAUAAUGUUAAAGGGCGAAGAAGGCGAUCUCAAUAGAAUUAAUUCUCCAGAUGACAAAUUAUCUAUGUCAAAGAAGGCACUGAAGAAGCAAGCUAAGGAAGCAGAAAAAGCAGCUAAAAAGGCUGAACGACAAACCCAAAAUUUAAUUAAGGAGGGUGUAAAUACUGAAGAAGACUAUUCUAGUGGACAAUAUGGAAAGCUGCCAAUGAAUCAGUCUCAAAAGAAGAUAGUGCGGCAUCUUGUAGAAGUUAAAGUGCUUGAUUUGAACUUUGCUGAUCAGAAGGUGUGGGUACGUGGACGUCUGCAUACUAGUCGAGCAAAAGGAAAACAGUGUUUUUUUGUUCUUCGUCAACAACAUUUUACAGUUCAGUGUCUUGUAUCAGUAUCUGAAACUAUCAGUAAAGCAAUGGUGAAGUUUGUUGCAUUGAUUACAAAAGAAUCAAUACUUGAUGUUGAAGGUCAUGUGCGUACAGUUUUUCAGAAGAUAGAAAGUUGUACACAGAAAGAUGUGGAGCUGCAUGUAGAGCAGUUAUUUGUUGUUAGUGCCUCAGAACCUAGGCUACCUCUGCAGAUUGAAGAUGCAUCCAGACCAGAAAAUGAAGAGGAUCCUGAUGGUCUACACAUUAGAGUUUGUCAAGAUACCAGACUAGACAAUCGGAUCUUGGACCUUCGAACCCCUACAAACCAGGCAAUCUAUUGUCUCCAGGCUGGUGUUUGUGAACUCUUUCGUGAAGCUUUGAAAAAGAUGGGUUUUAUAGAAAUUCAUACACCCAAAAUUAUAUCGGCUGCAAGUGAAGGAGGGGCAAAUGUCUUUGAAGUGUCAUAUUUUAAGGGCAGUGCUUAUCUUGCACAAUCACCCCAGCUUUACAAGCAAAUGGCUAUAGCAGCUGACUUUGAUAAAGUCUUCACUAUUGGUGCAGUGUUUCGUGCUGAAGACUCUAACACACAUCGUCACCUAUGUGAGUUUGUGGGCCUGGAUCUGGAAAUGGCAUUCCACUAUCACUAUCAUGAAGUUAUCACUGUCAUUGGGAUGAUGUUUGUAGAAAUCUUCAAAGGUCUCAGAGAUAGGUUUUCAGCAGAGAUUGCUGCUGUACACAGACAAUAUCCAGCUGAACCAUUUAAGUUUCUGGAACCAAGUUUAAGGCUGGAUUACCCAGAAGCAGUAGCUAUGUUACGUGAAACUGGGGUGGACAUGGGGGAUGAGGAAGACCUGAGCACACCGAAUGAAAAGUUACUUGGACGACUUGUCAAGGCUAAAUAUGACACUGAUUUCUUCAUAUUGGACAAAUUUCCUCUGGCUGUACGUCCAUUCUACACUAUGCCUGACCCACAUAAUUCUAAGUAUUCUAACUCUUAUGACAUGUACAUGAGGGGUGAGGAGAUAACAUCUGGUGCUCAAAGAAUCCAUGACCCAGAAUUUCUGGCAGAGCGAGCAAAGAAUCAUGGAAUUAAUAUAGAGCAUAUCAAGGCCUACAUCGAUUCUUUUCGUUAUGGUGCUCCACCUCAUGCAGGUUGUGGCAUUGGGCUUGAACGUGUAACAAUGUUAUACCUUGGUUUGGAUAAUAUCCGUAAGGCUUCCAUGUUUCCUCGUGACCCCCGUCGACUUACACCAUGAGUUUUGCAAGAGAUAGUAAAUAGUGUUAUUUUCUUGAAUUAUCAGUGUAUGGAAUUAUGAAUGAUACACUCAAAUAAAAUUUUAUGAAUAAAA